AUGCGUCGCUUCUUGCAGCUUCUGCUGCUCGCUGUCCUGCUGGCUGUCGCUUGUGCCGUCCCCGCCGAGACGAACAAUGCAGCUGCAGACCAGGACUCAGCCGCAAGUAAAUCCUCCUCCUUCCAAGAGCUUCUCUCCUCCUUCGAUCCCGAUUCCCUCCACGAAGCUCUCCAUGUCUGGUCCGCCAAGUUCCGCCAUGGCAUCUUCCCGAGCUACGCUAACGCCGUUGAAGCCCUUCACGACGAGGACGCCUCGCUGGCGGACCGUGUCUUGAAGAUGGCCAGACGUCAGGACGCUGGGGGCAAUUCCAGCGUCACUGCUACUGCCCCGUCCACCACCACCGUCACCUCCACGGCUGAGACGACGGUCUCGACCGAGGCCAGUGAGACCAAGCCGACCGAGACUACCACCAGCACUACCAGUACUAGCACCAGCUCUACCAGCACCAGCUCUACCAGCACCAGCUCUACCAGCAGUAGCACUACCAGCACUUCAAGCACCACCAGCACCACUAGCACCAGUACUACCAGCACCAGCUCUACGUCUACGACGUCGGUUCCACACACCACCUCUGCAACCACUACAUCCGAGAGCACGACGUCGACGUCGACCAGCACGGCGCCCUCCACCUUCACCACGUCGACCAGCUCGACCAGCUCGACCACGUCGGAGGCGACGACCACCACCUCGUCCACCUCGCAGCGUACUACCCCGUACACCUCGACGUACAAGAGCACGACGACCCUCGCCAACGGCAGUGUCAGCACCGUCACGGCCGUGACUGUCGUCUACCCGACCGUCUCCACGACCACGACGGCCACCGGCACGCAGGCCUCACCCGGUCUGCAGACGGGCAACGCCGCCGCCGCCAACUCGGCGGGCCUCACCAAGGAGAUUUUCGCCAUGGUGGGCGGCGCUUUCGCCGUCGCCAUGGUUUUGUAA
Messenger RNA from Penicilliopsis zonata CBS 506.65, 942 nucleotides. RefSeq lists its product as hypothetical. The transcript has a single exon. The record is from RefSeq and is a predicted model, not a curated record. Lineage: Eukaryota; Fungi; Ascomycota; Eurotiomycetes; Eurotiales; Aspergillaceae. The coding region runs from base 1 to 942 and encodes 313 amino acids.